This is a messenger RNA of Chiroxiphia lanceolata (lance-tailed manakin), 2427 nucleotides long. Its product is annotated as oxidative stress-responsive serine-rich protein 1-like. The transcript is spliced from 4 exons. Bases 152 to 1024 code for a protein of 290 amino acids. Gene Ontology annotation, biological process: cellular response to hydrogen peroxide. Lineage: Eukaryota; Metazoa; Chordata; Aves; Passeriformes; Pipridae. The record is from RefSeq and is a predicted model, not a curated record.
GCGGCGCUCGCGCACGCGCGCAGCGGGGGCGGGCGGGGCCCGGGCGCGCCCUCGCGGGGCCGUGACGUCACGUCCUGUUGUGCUGCGCGCCCCCGGGAAGGCGGCGGUUUAUUCUAUAUGGCACGGUUGGUUACCCACUGAGAGCUCAUCAAUGGACUUGGAAGCUAAAGAUGAAGAGGAAGAGAGUCUACAAACAGCAUUCAAAAAGCUGAGAGUGGAUGCAGCAGGAUGCAUUGCAGCUCUGGCCGUGGGCGACGGGACCAUCCUCAGAACAACAACAAGAGCAGCUGUGGAUGGAGCCAAGCAGCAGACUGUCUGUUCCAAGGAAGCGUGGCAUGGGUGUGUGAGGAAGCCUUCCCGAGGGUCGGCGAGGGUCCCGCGCCGCCGGCGCUCCAAGUCUCCGGUCCUGCAUCCUCCCAAAUUCACAUAUUGCAACAUGAAAGCCAACAGCCAGCUGAAACACAAAUCCCAGGCAGACACAUCGAAGGGCAUCGUCAGCUCAGACGUUUUCGUCCCGGCAGAACACGGUACGAAGGACGGGCAGGAUCCUCCCCUCGAGGCCAGCGAGGGCAGAACUGAACCGCGGGAAGCGUUCACCGCCGAGCAGCCUUUGGAGAAGUCGAGAGAGCAUUGCCCUGCUCCCCCCUCCUCCUUUGAAACCAGCUUGCAUUCGAGCCAAACCUCAGAUUUCCAGUCCUUAUCCAUGCUUGGCAACGGCAAGCAGUGCCCUUGUAUGGACAAGAAGUGCCAGUGCAAGCAGUGGAGAACCAUGGAGGUGUAUUCCUUCUCCGGCCUCCGGAGCGUCCUGUCGGAGUGCGAGAAGGCAGUCCUGGGAGUCCAUGCCCACUCUCUCCAAAGCAGGUCCCCUUGUGGGACAGCCUCGUCAAGCUCUCCCAGGUCUUGUUCCGAGCAAGCUCGAGCCUUUGUGGAUGACGUGACUAUUGAAGAUCUUUCGGGAUACAUGGAAUACUACUUAUAUAUUCCCAAGAAGAUGUCUCACAUGGCAGAGAUGAUGUACACUUGACUGUAAGCAAUAGAGAAGCCUGAAGCAGAGUUUGUUACAAUGGUUGGGUUAAUUGCCUUGUCAGUGCCAUGUUUUCACUGUUGUGUGUUUGAUUAAAUGUUUCUUUGCCUCACACAGUUUAGUUUUCUAAUAAAAUGAAAAAUUAAAUAUAGUUUCCGAGCUUAGUUCUAAAAAGAAUGCACUAAAGUCUCUGAAUACCUUAAGAAAAGCACUCUAGAUCAGAGGAGCUCUGUUUGAUUUUUGGUUUUUGCUGUGGAUAUUGAAGCUCUGUAUGCUUUUUCACUAUGUUUUGGAAAAAGAAAACCAAACCAAAACAAAAAAACUUUAGGGUUUUUUUUCUGAAAUUUUGCAGUGUUUGGAAGGCUCAUUCUUAAUGUGUCCCAGUACUUAGAGAAAAGUUUCACAGCUGCAGCUCUAUGCUCCUCAUCCUGCUCUAGGGAGAACGAGAGGGCAUUCAGCAUUUUGGAUAGGAUGAAUCUCCUUUCCUUGAACACUAGCUGGCUCCUUUUUAGUUGGAUCAAAUUGUGAAUGCUGCUUCCUCACAAAUUUUUUGGGAGGUCCAGAACCUGUAGGUGUGUGCUUGGACCCUUCCAUAAUCUAACUUGCUCACUCUUAAGCAGUUCUAUUUUUCUGCAGAUAAGUGAAGCUCUUAGAAGUAAAAAUAUAUUUUGUUAUUUGUGCUUUACAGAUGGAAUAAUUUAGGGGGGAGUAAAGCAGGCUGACAGAUUUUUGGGCUGUGCUGUCUCAGAAGUGGAGAUGAUGGAGCCAUCAGAUUGUUUCUGAGCACAUCUGAUACACAAAGCAGUGUGGAAAUAGGGUGAACAAGAAGUGUGUAUCAUCCUGGCUUUGUGCUGUAGAGCUGUGACAUUGCUGCUGGUUGAAAAUACUGCAAUAAAAAACUUUGUUGCUAAGACUUGCAUUAAUAAAUGUUUGUCAAAACCCAGCAAACUAAAGACUGAAUAAUUUGACUUACACUCAUCUCCCCUCAAGACCUUUUUUUCUAAAAAAAACCACAACAAAACUGCUUUCAGUGUCAGCUGUACAUGCUCAACAACCAUGUCUGAGUAAAGUACUGUGAUGUUUACUUACAUGCUAAAAAAUGAGUGGUCAGCAAGCCAAGGAGUCACAAGCAGUUGUGUAAAAAUAGAUGAUAGCAGAUGUGGACACUUGGCCUUGUAUUCAGUGCUGGAGAAGGCUCAGGCAUUGUAGAUGAUAAUCACUGUAGAUUUUCUUCUAACCAUCCCUAAAAUUUACACUGCACAUCCAGGAAGUUCGGAUUUAAACUUCAAAUAAAUCAAAAAACAAGAAUACAACUAAAACUGUUACUUUGCUCUUCGGUUUCAUGCAGUUGUUUCGCUUGCAAUAUUUGCUCUUACUCAAAUUAAAUUUAACUGAUUUCUCCA